AUGACACGAGUCCCGAUAAGAUCCUCGUUGAAAAGUCGAGAUUCGAAUUCGACAUUGACCGAUCCGGAUCUGAGAGAGCGCAUAAAGGAUUGUUGCCGAAAAUUGGUCGCGUUUAUGUGCACUCAGGUUGGCGUUGGUGGACUCGUGGUUGGUUACGCUAUAAUAGGUGCUUUCGGUUUUAUGAUGAUCGAAUCUCAAGGUCAGAUUUCGCCGCCGUCCACAGUUUGCAUCCGCGAAUUAAUAAGAAAACAGUUCGCCGAAGAGUUAUGGCUUGGCACUGCCGGCAAUCAAACCAUAAACGUGUUCAAUAAAACGGCGUUUCACUCGGUGUCAAAUCGAAUUCUACGCCGGUAUCAAGACAAUUUCACCGGUGAUUAUAAGAAAGAGAAUUGUAGCGGGUUAACCUCGUCCGAUCUCUGGUCCUUUCCAGCUGCGAUGAUGUUUUGUCUUUCCGUAUUCACGAUGAUCGGUUAUGGAACACUGGUGCCUCAAACGACCUGGGGAAAGGUAGUCACCGUUAUUUACGCCGUAUUGGGAAUCCCACUUUACGUUUUAUAUUUUCUUAACAUGGGAAAAGUACUCGCGCAGACAUUUCGUUCGUUGUACACGUGGUUGUACGAAUGCACUGGUAAACGAAAACCUGGCCAAAGGAUCACGGUACCCUCGACAGCCUGCCUUUGGGUGAUAUUCGGAUAUGUGUUGAGCGGUUCAAUAAUGUUCGCCGAGUGGGAAGGAUGGAAUUAUUUGGACAGCGCUUAUUUCUGCGUGACAUCGCUAUGCAAAAUUGGGAUGGGCGACCUUGUACCUGGUUGGACACACGGUGAUUUAACAGCUGACAGUCAAACCAAAUUGAUAAUUAAUUUUGUUUAUUUAUUACUUGGUAUGGGACUUAUCGCUAUGUGUUAUGACUUAAUGAAAGAGGAUGUUUACGUGAAAGCUAAAGAAAUAAAAGAACAGUUUCUCGAGAUCAUCGAUGCCACUCAUUAUCAAAUCGAAAUGUGUUGCAAAUCGGAAGUAUUGAAUUAAAAUUUUUAUAUCGAUCUAUUGAUUUUAUAUCGAUUUAUUGAAAAUAUAAAUAAAAAAGAAAUAAGUUUUAUUUUUA
Apis cerana (Asiatic honeybee) is the source of this 1102-nucleotide messenger RNA. Its product is annotated as TWiK family of potassium channels protein 7. Lineage: Eukaryota; Metazoa; Arthropoda; Insecta; Hymenoptera; Apidae. Gene Ontology annotation, cellular component: plasma membrane. Gene Ontology annotation, molecular function: outward rectifier potassium channel activity; potassium ion leak channel activity. Gene Ontology annotation, biological process: potassium ion transmembrane transport; stabilization of membrane potential. The record is from RefSeq and is a predicted model, not a curated record.